CGCCGAGGAGCAGUCAAGAAGGACGCGCGGGUGGGGGGGAGGAGGGCGGGAGAGAAAGCGACAGGAUACAGCUGUUGCUGCGACUGCUAAAGUGCAGAAAAGAUGACUAUGACUUUGAUCCGCAACAGGCUGGUUCUUCUGGUACUCGGAGUCCUCGUGACCUUUGUCCUCUACCUCUUACUUCCUGCGAUCCAGCAUGAGAGAUUUACGUCUUCCGUUGAUAUCCCCAAGCCAAGAGCUAUGGAGGAAGAUAUGAAGAAGGGUCAGAUCAGCAGCAAUGUCACCAUCCUGACAGGGACAGUCUUGCAGAACCCUUCCGUUUUCUUUCGAGAAGCUGUACUGAUACAGAAAGAUGGGUCUCCCAGCACUGAAAACAGGCUGGAGGUCAUCUUCCUGCAUGGUCAGUCAUUCACUUCCAAAACGUGGGAGGAAUUGGGGACACUGGCUUUGCUCUCUGAGAGUGGGCAUCGUGCAAUAGCCAUUGAUUUGCCUGGCUAUGGGGAGACUCCACGUUCCACUGCUUUGGAGGCAGCACAAAGUCGUGUUGCCUUUCUGCAGCAAAUCUUCAAAGAGCUGAAGUUUCAAAGGCCUGUUCUAGUCAGUUCAUCCAUGAGUGGCCGCUAUUCCAUCCCAUUGCUUCUGGCCAGUGGGGAACAGCUGAAGGGCUUUGUGUCCAUCGCACCAGCGGGCACCAAGGACUUCACUACACAACAGUAUCAGCAAGUCCAGACUCCAACUCUGAUUAUUUAUGGCGAGCAUGAUACUGCCCUGGGCCUUCAGUCUCUGCAAAGCCUUCAACAGAUACCCAAAUCCAGAGUUGUCAUGUUGCCUGGAGCUGGCCAUGCCUGUUACCUUGAUAAGCCUCAGGAGUUCCACAAGGUGCUCCUGAAUUUCCUUGGUGAGCUCAAGUGACUGUGUGGAGUUCGCUUUCCCCUGCCGCCGUCUUCUUGAGGGGGAGAAAAAAGAACAAAGACAAGACUGUACCACAUGACUGGGUGCUGUGUGUUUGAAUCUGUUACUCCGUAUUUAAAGGGCUGUGGGUUUUGCUGACUGUUCAUGGGAGGAGCUUCUCACUGCUUGCUUGUGGGUCUGUUUCCAUUAUGCCUGUUUGCAGGCUUGACUGGCUAAAUCCUGCAUUUUUACGCAGAAAAACUGGAUCAAGGGGUAAAUGGAGGAGAGCGACUCCUUUGAGGUGUCUGUUACAAAGGAGUCUGGAGAAUUCAAUCUACGCUUCAUGGUCAGCCUCUCGUCCUGUUUAAGAGCUGAUCCCUCUGAACAAGGAUACGCUCCAGCGUCUUGUUUCAGGAGCACAAGCCAUUUUUGGAACGCUAAGGUGUCACUUCUCCAUCAUCAGUGGACUUCCACACUCCUGCUGUAAGGCUUAAGUUCUCAUCAUGUACUUACUGAUUUACAUCCCACCUUUUUCUUGGCUGGGAUCGCCUAAAAUUCGUCCAUGGAUGGAACGAGACCAAGUGGACUUCUGUACUCCCUGUAUGUGUUCAUGAUGUUGUCCGGAAUAGCUGAGCAUAAGGAAGUGGUUUUGGAAUUGGCAAGGAUGUUUUUAGAGGGGAAAAGCUCCUGUCUAAAUGUCCUUCUCCCAACCUCCCCACCCCAUAACAGACACACAUAUCCAGAAAUCCUUAGUGUGCCUGAGGCUCCAGAUCUAAUAAGUUGGUUGUUGUAUGUAAAUGAUUUUCCUUUUUUUUUUCCAUUGGGGAUUGUUAUAUGAGCUAUUGUUCAAAGCAGAAGGAGUGGGACAUAGGGUGACUGACCUAAUAAGUUAUCCAGGGAGUGCAGCCCACAUGUUGGGGAAGGUAAUCAUUUAUCCUGCUCACGAGGUCAUAAGCUGCCUUAGGCUUAUGAGCAUUGAAGAACUGUUACGUGUCAGUCAUUUCUGUGUACAUGCUUAUGCUAGGCACUAAAGGGAGCAAGGAAGCCUUGCCUGACCGUAACACGGACACAUACUUGCCAGUCAUCUUCUGAAAUGGAUAUUCUUGUCACACCCACUCAUCUUGGAAUGGACUUCCUCUCUGUUCAUCCAUAUUAGAAGCACUGAAUUGGCCAGAUGCAUCCUGGUCUCUUAACAUUUUCUGUUAACAUGCGCCAUCACCCUGCAACUCAUGGUGCUCAGCCUCUAAAGGCUGAUCUGAAUUGAGACUGUGGCUGACAUCACUGUGGCUGAAGGUCAGAGCACACACCUGUCGUUUAAAGGACAUUUGGCUUUAUGAUACCACUCUAAACAAGGCACCAGUAUGGAUCUGGGGCAAUUUUCACGAUGCUACAAUAAUACAACUAAAUUUGCCAGCAGCCUUAUUCUAGUAAAAUUCCACAUGGCUAAUUUUGGAAAGAUAUUUCCUCUGUCGUAAACAAGCAUUGUGUUCUUCUGAGUACUCUUCCUAAAUGAUUUCAGGUGAAUUCUUUCUGUGUUUCUCAGCACUCUGAUUCAGGCUGAAUUGUUUUGAACUGUUUGAAAAAUAAGACACCAGGUGGUAACUUGAGUCAACUCAUGGUUAAUUUCAUAUGCUUAGGAUUUUAAAAUUUCGGGAGCUUUGUUUGAUCUUUUAUGACUGCUUGUCUGAACAAUCUUGAGCAUCUUCAGGCGUUACUGAGUAGUAUGGCAACCUACACUGCUGUGUGCAGUGUGUGAGCCAUUGCCUUAGAGGGCCACUGCUGACCAAGAGCAAACAGCCCCAACAGCUCUGCCAGUGCCUCGGGGGCUACUUGACUCAGACCCUUCAUUAGCAGUGCUGUUGGCAUCACCUCAGCAGUUCUCAUCCCUGCAGGGUUGCCAGUUUCAGGAGGA
Molecule: messenger RNA, 2803 nt
Organism: Gekko japonicus
Lineage: Eukaryota; Metazoa; Chordata; Lepidosauria; Squamata; Gekkonidae
Product: alpha/beta hydrolase domain-containing protein 14A-like
Exons: 5
Coding region: 103-912 (269 amino acids)
Cellular component (GO): cytoplasm
Source: RefSeq, a predicted model, not a curated record